Molecule: messenger RNA, 3372 nt
Organism: Lottia gigantea (owl limpet)
Lineage: Eukaryota; Metazoa; Mollusca; Gastropoda; Lottiidae
Exons: 11
Coding region: 1-3372 (1123 amino acids)
Cellular component (GO): membrane
Source: RefSeq, a predicted model, not a curated record
AUGACUUUGCGAAGAUAUGUUGUAUUUGUCUAUUUGAUAACAAUUACAUUAUCUGCUCAAAUUGAUGAUAACAGUACAUGGGUUGAUCAAAAUGGGUUGGUAAGAGUUAAAGUAGAUAGAACUGAAGGUAAAAUAUGUUCUGUGAGCUGGGACGAUGAAGACGCCAAGGUGUUAUGUCGUGGACUUGGUAAAACCAACAGUAAAUCGUAUAUAAAAUACGAUCAAUCAGCACCAACAUUAAUUGCGGAUGUAAAAUGUGUUGGUACUGAAUUAAGAUUAGAAGAUUGUCACUAUUCUGUUUUGGGUGGAAAUGUGACUUGUUCACCAACCUAUUCAUCAUGGAACUCUGCUGGAGCAUAUUGUUAUAACAGUAAUGAUGAGGUAACCUACUCCACAGAACAUGUAAGAUACGGUCGAGUUCUAGCUACAAGAAAUGGUUAUGAAAGAUAUCUCUGUAAAAAUGGAGAUUUCUCAUAUCACCAUGCUAAUGUAGUUUGUUGGAAUAUGGGUUAUAAAGCUGGAGAAAUCUUUGAAAUGGAGCAUCUUUCUAUGUCGCAGAACCCGUCCUGGUGGAAAAAUUCGUUUGAAUGCCAGGGAAAGGAACCACUUUUAGGUGCUUGUAUUAGAUCAACCUGGGAAGACAUAACGCCACCAUAUUUUGAUCAGAAUGUGUGUAUCUAUCACACUCCGUCAGUUUUAUGUCACGGAUCAGCCAGACUACACACUGAACUGUUCAACAGCAGUGGAGUUGUUGGUUUAUAUCACGAUGAUGCUUACAGAGCUAUUUGCUCGGAUGAUUUUGAUUCCAAAGCUGUUGCUGUGGUUUGUAAUAGUUUAGGAUUUGCUGGUGGAUUUAAAGCACCCUCUAAUAGUUACAGUAGCUACAAUUAUUAUACACGGAUUGCAAAUCUAACUUGUUCUGGAACAGAGAAAUCUCUGGAUCAGUGUUCGUAUGAUUAUUCGACGUCACCAUCUUGUAAUUCGGGACCAGCUACGGUGGCAUGUAUAGAUCCAAACGAUCCAGACUCUGUGUUACCCGAUGGAUCAACGAAAAUUGUAAACCAAAAAGUAUUGAUAAAGUUACAUGAUAUAUGGGGUACUAUAUGCUAUGACAAUUGGGAUGACGUUGAUGCUAAGACAGUCUGUAAACAACAUGGUUUUGAUGAUGGUCAAUCCCUACAGUUAAGCAGGGACUCUAGGCUGCCAAGAUGGUAUAAAAAUGUUACUUGUCAGGACGGUACAGAUCAAACACUUGAAACUUGUGAGAAGUCUACUAACACCGACUAUUGCUAUUAUACAUUUGAUGCUGGAGCCUAUUGCUUUAAUGACACCGACAAGGUCACAUUUUCAUUCACCGAUAGUAACACUACAAACUAUGGUAGAUUGCAGAUAACUCGAGAAAAUAAAACACAUCAUCUCUGUGAUAAGUCUGGUUAUUUUAAUUAUCAAGAGAUGAAGUUUGUUUGUAAAGAAAUGGGAUUUAUUACCGGACAAGAGUAUGUUGAUCUGAAAUCACGAGUUUAUAGUGAUUAUUGGUCUAAUAAUUUAAACUGCAAGAACAGCGUACCAACUCUUGACGCAUGUACAUCUGACUCUUGGAAAGAAGAAACCACGAAUUCCAAUGAAUGUCAAUACAAUGUUCCUUCUAUAUUUUGUUAUGGAAAUGUACGACUUCAUACAGACUUCUUUAAUGCUACUGGUUUUUUAAAAGUUUAUAAAGACAAUAGAUAUCAAAUGGUUUGUCAGAAUAAUUUUGGAUCGAAACAGUUGAAUGUAGUGUGCAACGAAUUGGGAUUUCAUCAUGGUGGCAGAUUAAUUCCCUCGGAGGCUUACCGUGGUUUUUAUGGUAACAUACCAAAUGGUUAUACUUGUGGUGGGAAUGAGAAAUCUAUUAUAGACUGUACUAGCUUUGAUGCCUCACCAUGUGAACAGCCUGCUACUGUUGCUUGUUUUGAAUCUUUAGAAGAAAAACUUGCUGGCACUGGUUCAGUAAAGAUGUCUAUUGAUGACAUUGUAUUGAUGAUGGUAGAUGGUGUUUGGGGAACAAUUUGUGCUGAUGGUUUUGAUGACAACACUGCUACUGUAAUGUGUAAGCAACAAGGAUAUGAACAUGGAAUAUCCAUCAUAAAGAGUGAACGAUAUGCCAAACCAAUGUUAACUGAGUCUGUGAACUGUAUAGGAUCUGAAACUAGGCUAAACGACUGUCAAAUUGAUCUUGUAACAGAUAAUGGUACCCAGUGCUCUAACGACAAACGUGCUGGUGUUAAGUGUUAUAACAGUGCUGACAUCAAUCAGUACAGUCUUGUCGAUGGUGAUGGAUAUCGGUAUGGGAGACUAAUGGUAACACAUAACAACAAGACAGGCUAUGUAUGCUCUAGAGACAGUUACUUUGAUAAUGACGAUGCUCAUGUACUUUGUAAACAACUUGGAUUUACUACGGGAGAGAGAUACAAUAUGCCAAGUUUUCAGAACCCAUUUGGUACCAGAUUUUGGUCCAAUAAUCUAGACUGUUCAUCUAAUGAACCAAAUGUUGAUACAUGUAUGAAGGGUGUUUGGAUGAAGAUAAUUCAUGAUGGGAUGGAUACAUGUCCUUAUCAUGUACCUUCAGUUUUCUGCUAUGGACAAGUCAGAUUGCAUACCAAGUUUUUAAAUACAUCAGGAGCUGUAUUAAUCCGUCAUAAUGAUAGGUGGGUGUCGGUAUGUAGUGAUGCAUUUGAUGAUAAUGCUGCUCGAGUUGUAUGUGGUGAAUUAGGGUUCAUAAGAGAUGAAGGCAAGACGUUAAGUACCAACUCAUUUUAUGACUCCAUUGUACCAAUGAAUUGGUCACCUUACAUUCUGAGUCUGAACUGCACUGGAAAUGAGAAUUAUGUAUCAGAUUGUAAUUCUACAUAUAAUGGAACCUAUGGAAUAUGCGAUGCUUAUAACUAUGCUGUUGUGUCUUGUAAACCUUAUACAACUACAACUUCCAUACCAACAACACAAUCAUACCUACAAACUACAUAUAACAGUCUUCUACCAAUCGCGUCCACUAAUCAAACCCGUUGGUUAUCAGAUAAAAGAGUAUCUGUGUAUGUAAAUGGAAUGUGGAGUGGUAUUUGUCACUCAGGAUUUGAUGAUAUAGAUGCUAGUGUAUUUUGUAAAGAGUUCGGAUUUAAUAAGGGAAUUGCUCUACAAAAGUAUGUCCCAGACCAUCAGCCUAGGUACAGAUACAACAUACAGUGCUCCGGUACAGAAUUCAGUAUCUUGGACUGUCCAUAUGAUACUUAUGAUGGCGAUAAUGGCACAUGCCAUUACUACUCCGAUGCUUCCGCAUUCUGCUUCAAUAAUAAUACUUGUAAGCUAAAUUUCUUUUUAUCUUCUGCGUUGCUAUAG